AUGCUUGGGACGGAGAGUGACCCAGGUAUUACGCGGCGGUCCAUUGCGGAGGCUUUUCGCAUUAUUUCUGCUUGCCCGAAUCGUCAAUUUCUACUUCGUGCUAGUUACAUCGAGAUUUAUAACGAGGUCAUUCGAGACCUGCUUGCGCCGGACAACGACAAUCUUAAGAUUCAUGAGGACGUGAUCAACAAACGCGUUUUUGUUGACUCGAGGGAGGAAGUCGUCACCUCUGUCGGUCAAGUGAUGGACAUAAUCGCAGGCGGUGAGAAAGUGCGAGCAGUAGGAGAAACAAACAUGAACGAUCGCUCCUCACGCUCGCACACCAUCUUUUCCCUCAAGAUUGAAUCCAGGGAAAUGAGUGUUGCCGAAGCCGAGGGCGAGGACUCCGCCACGGACGAGGGGGUGGCUGUGAGGGCGAGUACACUUUCCCUGGUUGACUUAGCGGGUUCGGAGCGCGCAUCCUUCACAAAGGCGCAAGGUAUGCGUCUUGUCGAGGGGGGACAUAUUAACAAAAGCCUUCUCACACUCGGAACCGUGAUCAACAAGCUCAGUUCGGGGGAAGCGCGAUCUUACGCUCAUAUUCCGUUUCGAGACUCAAAACUGACGCGAUUAUUGCAACCUGCGCUCGGUGGCAAUGCUCGGACAGCAAUUGUGUGCGCUGUAACGCCGGCAAUUUUGCACAUGGAAGAGACUCUGAGCACCCUGAAAUUCGCUAGCCGCGCGAAAAAAGUGACUAACCAAGCGAAGACCAAUGAGUUCUUGGACGAUAGAGCAAAACUUAGAAGAGCAGAGAAGGAGAUAGCUCGUCUCAGUGCAGAGUGCCAGCGACUGAAAGCAGGCAGACGUCCUGAUGCCUCGAAGGGAGUGCGGGUAUCGUUAACUGAUGAACUGUCCAAUCAGCAAAGAAAGGCGUGUCGACUAACCUUUGAAAAAAAGUUUAAUAUCUUGAUAAAAGCUUUGCGAGAGCAAGAUAUCACGCUUGAUGUAAAGGAACGAAGUCUUGGGUACCAUGGCACAAUGAGACCGACAAAUUCGAUCGACGCGCUGAAUCUUUGUUGCAAAAACCACAGCAACGACAGCAAUUCGAAGGUCGUUGACAAAAAUGUCGAAAAUGAGGUAGCGGAGCUUCGGAGGAGAACCUUUGCAGCUGAGAGAGAAAAACGACAGGCUCUGGCCGAGAUCAACUAUGAAAGACAGGCGAUGAUUGCUGAAGUUGAGGUGCUGCUUGCUACUAGUGAAGAAGCAGAACGAGCACGUGCUUCGGCUGAAAACGAAUGUGCCGAAGUUAACUCAAUGCUUGCGCGACAAGUUGCGUCAUCCCUAGUCGGGGAAGUUGUAACUGAAGUAGUAACAACAUCUCUCGUCUCCGGAGAACUGAAGGAAGCCAAGGCAAAUUUAGAUGUUCUUCGAAAUGUCAAGAAGAAGAAUAGUGAUCUUCAGUGCGAUAUUUCUUCGUUACGAAAAGAACACGCUGAUAUUGUGAAGAGAGAAAAGCGAGGAAUUGGACCCAUUCUAAAAGACGUCAAAUUCCUUGAGGGGAAGCUUGCUGAUCUUGACAGAAAAUACAAGACUGUUCGUCAGUCGGCAUCACAGAGCUCCUCUGAAAAAGCCGCCGUCGAAAGAGAGUUAAAGAACAUGCAGCGUCAGAACAAAGUGCUGACGGGAGAAGUCACCAAGCAUCGCAAUCACGUGACAAAGGGCCAGGUUAGAGCAGAUAAGAAACUUGAGGGUGAGAAGAAAAGUCUCGAAAAGUGUGUGGAGGGUUUGAGGUGCGAGAUCUCAACACUUUCUAGAAGCAAUGGAGAAAAGGAGGAGGACUUGAACGCAACAAGAAAGAACAUGGACAGAUUGAAAACCGAACUUGACGAGAUCACGCUUGCUCGCGAUAACCUAGUCAAGGAGCGUCAAGUGGCACUGGAAAAAUACUCGGAACUAUCUGGAAAACUUGCCAUCUCGCAGGAGUUAUGUAGGGAGUUAGAACAAGAACGGCAGAAAUUGCAGGACGGCAGAGCUUCCGUGACUUCUGAACUUAGCGAGCUUACUGAGGAACUGGGAAAAGCCCAUCUUGAGAUUGAAGAAAUGAGGUCAGAGCUUUCAGAGCUAAUGAAAGUUGCAGACGAUGCUAAGAAAGAUCGAGCAAAAGCAGUUUUGGAGCACGAGCAGGCCAAAAUUCAACUGUCGGAAAUUGGAAAGACUAAAGGCAAAAUGGAAUCAUCCUUGCUUGAACAGGGCUUAGUCAAUGAGAACUUGCAACAAGUCAUACAAAAUAAGGACAAGGUCGUCAACGAGCAAAUCGAGACAAUCAAAACUCUUGAGGAAAGCAUUGACGAGUAUAAGGGCGCACAAGAAUCUUCCAACAUCGUUCUUGCUGAGGCUUCUAGCAAAAAGCGCGAUUUAAUGGAUCAACUGACAGACGCAAAUCGUUUGAACGAAGAGCUGCGAGAUGCAAAGUGUCCAGAAUGUGAAACAAUGUUGGGGCAACUUCAUAGCCUUCAACAGACAGUAGCAGAGAUGGAAGGGAGAACCUCUCGGAUAUCAGCUAUCAAGAGCGCUGAAGAGCACGAGCAGUUAACAGUUAUGAGGAAGGAAAAUCGAUCGUUGCAUAACGAGGUCGAGAAACUCAGCCUAGAAACCAAGACUAGAACGAGAGAGAUCUUGAAACUAUCGGAGACAAUACGGUCUCGAGACAGAAAAAUAUAUGCCAUGGAAGACACUUUAGCUAAACUGGGGCGAGGAGAGGGCAGGAUCGCAGCGCUCGAACAGCGGUGUCAUCGUCGGGAAAUGAUGAUAGGCGAGCUGAAUAGACGGCUUGAACUGCAACAGAGAAUACUAGAAGAAGGUAGGUUGCCAGACCUAUUCAAGAAUGGUGAGCGAAUUUUGGAACUAGAAUCAAAAUAUUCAGCAUUGCUUGUUGAUCAGAAGGAGCGUGAACAAGUUGUCCAGCGACUACAGUCGGAGCGAGAGGCUAUGGUGGAAGAAAGCCGGAAACUCAGAGACAUUAUUAAGGACCGAGAUAUUCGGCGUGUGAGGGAGGCAGCCAUGAAGAAAGAUGCACAGCAUGAUGAAGUGAGACGAAAACGUGACGUGCUGCACAGUAUUCCCCUAAAUGCGAUGGGAAGAUGA
Chondrus crispus (carragheen) is the source of this 3123-nucleotide messenger RNA. RefSeq lists its product as hypothetical. Lineage: Eukaryota; Rhodophyta; Florideophyceae; Gigartinales; Gigartinaceae. The transcript has a single exon. Gene Ontology annotation, biological process: microtubule-based movement; mitotic cell cycle. The coding region runs from base 1 to 3123 and encodes 1040 amino acids. Gene Ontology annotation, molecular function: ATP binding; microtubule binding; plus-end-directed microtubule motor activity. The record is from RefSeq and is a predicted model, not a curated record. Gene Ontology annotation, cellular component: microtubule.